Molecule: messenger RNA, 1104 nt
Organism: Leptosia nina
Lineage: Eukaryota; Metazoa; Arthropoda; Insecta; Lepidoptera; Pieridae
Source: the annotation of a GenBank genome assembly
AUGUACGGGAAUUGGAGUGAGGAGGGGCUAGCUGCAAGUCGAACUCAGGCACACCUGGCGGUCCUCAUCGUCUUAUAUGUUCUCGUCUCUGUUAUUGGAAUUAUUGGCAAUGUUAGCCUCAUGGCUGCGCUAGCGUCGGGCGGAGCAUCGCGUUUACGAACUCCGCAGUUACUCAGCGCCUGUGCAGCUGAUCUUUUAGUUUGUGCUGCUAGUGCGCCGCUAGCUGCAACACGGGCAGCGCGGUUUCAACACUUGCCUUGCCAUGUGAUGCAUUAUAUUGAGUCAUUUCCAGUAGCGGCCAGCACACUUUCACUGGUUGCAAUGGCCGCUGACAGAUGUGGUGUCAUUAAGCGUGGCCGAGGUUCCGUAUGCGCGAGACCUCUUCUUGCAGUAGCUGUCGUUUGGCUCUCAGCAAUCUUAUUAGGUGGCGUUUCCGUCAUAGCUACGUGCCUGUCGUGCUCACCCCUCGCGGCUGCUCAUGCUGUAGUCACAUUCUGCGUGCCGGUCGUAGCUGUCGCCAGAUGCCACUGGGCUGUCCGCGUUAAACUCACUGCUCUGUCUCUAACAGCGCGAGCGGCUCACGGAGAACUUCCUCUUCCAGUUCCCCUAAUUCGACGACCCACGCACGUAAUUAUCGUCGCUGGAGUUGGCCCCAGGGAACGACGGGACGCAGUGGACGUCGGUGAUGUCAGAGCGAAGAAACUUCAACCGAGUCUCCUCGGACCACAGCCACAAACGUCGACCCUCCGCUCUAGAAGACGACUCGGCAACGUCUUGAUCGGAAUCGCUGCUAUAUUCGCGGCCUGCUGGUGUCCUUUCGCAACUAUAGUCAUAUGCAGCGCCUUUGACUUGAACGUUCCAUUAGUAGUAACUCAAUAUGCGCUACUUCUGGGUCACGCCCACUCCGCUUUGAACGCCGCAGCAUAUUGGGUAUUAAAUCGGCACGCGUUGACGGCGGCGUGCGCUGCCUGGCGGAUUCCGCAAUUGAGGGUUCGAGAAGAAAGACCCUCGUCCACAAACGAAGCUGCGCUGGGUGCCUUCCACCCGCGCCUCGCCCGUCCUGCGCCUUCCCCGCGCCCUCCUCCCUCAAGUUUUCUCUACUGA